Molecule: messenger RNA, 1092 nt
Organism: Chaetomium fimeti
Lineage: Eukaryota; Fungi; Ascomycota; Sordariomycetes; Sordariales; Chaetomiaceae
Exons: 2
Coding region: 173-835 (220 amino acids)
Source: RefSeq, a predicted model, not a curated record
GUUGCGUCUCCACACCAAGCGCGGCCUGUCAGGGCUGGCAGAGAAUAGUCGCUACGAAGGGCAGACGGCAAGACAGAGAUAGCUUGCGAUACACAACAGAUUGCAAAUUUUCAUACGAUUUUUUUAUUCACUCUACGGUUUCGUGUUCGGCGGGCUAGGAUCGACACGACUGAUGCGGUGUGACGAUAGGGGACGGUUCGCCCUCCUCGUGACGUUUGUCGCGAGCCAACCAACCAUCAAACACCACCUACAAAACUCCAACGGCGGAGCGACGGUGUUGCACGUGUGCGCAAGUCCUACGGCGGGAUUGCAUCUCGCUUCGCUGCAACUAAUUCCCCGAGUGUCUUGCUGGGUAGGUGAGCGAGUUUCGUCUUUUUUCCACUACCACUACCACACUGCAAAGUACAUACAAGAGGUAUACCUACCAUCGGCAGCUGCUGCGGCUACUACUCUGGCGUGGUACCGUGCAGCUGUGGUAAGUCCGGUGCCUGAGCCAGGGGGGGUUGAGACCCCACCCGGGAGAUCUCCCGCCCCUGUCUCUCUGGUGGGCUGGCUGGCGCACGACUUCCUUGCGAGCGAGCGAGUGAACCUCUUCUGGUCUGGUCUCGAUCCGAUCGAGAGCUUGCUUUGCUUUGCUUUGCUCUGCGCCGAGUGGUCCGCUCGGGAGUCGGGAUGCCGGCCGGGGGGGGGGGGUUGGGUGGGUGUGUGUGUGUGCCGCCGCCCCCACACUCCCGCCCCUCCAGCUCAUGCGUGGCGGGCUCGGCAGAUCUUGUUUCUUCGUCUGUUUUGUUUUGGGGUUUGGUUUCGGUUUUGGCGUGUUGUGUUCGGUGUUUGAUGUACAUCUGUGAGAGGUGUACAUACCGUGUAGAUCCGGGGGAUGGAUGGGUUGGUUGAUUCGUCUUCUUGCUCCGGUGCGAUGAAAGCUGUCACUGGAUCCAUGGAUUUCGCUUUCGGUUCGAGUGGCAGGCCAGAGUGCCGUCGCUUCAGUGACACUCAGCUGCCUCUGCAGCACGACACUGGGGAGCCCGUUUGGAUUCAGCUCGUGGGCUGGUUAAUUUGCUGCCGUGAGGCGUCGUGGGGGAAAGUCGCCUC